Messenger RNA from Hibiscus syriacus, 754 nucleotides. RefSeq lists its product as uncharacterized. The record is from RefSeq and is a predicted model, not a curated record. Gene Ontology annotation, cellular component: SWI/SNF complex. The transcript is spliced from 2 exons. Gene Ontology annotation, biological process: positive regulation of DNA-templated transcription. The coding region runs from base 203 to 754 and encodes 183 amino acids. NCBI's taxonomy places the organism in Eukaryota, Viridiplantae, Streptophyta, Magnoliopsida, Malvales, Malvaceae.
UCAAAUGCCUUGAAAUUCUCUGUUUCAAGUAUUCUUUUUUGUUUCUCGAGUUUUAUGGCCAAAUUCUCAAUGGAGGAAAGUAGACCUGGCAGUGUAAUUUGUUGUGUCAUAAUCAGGUUGAAGGUUACUACCUUACCAUGUUGUAGCAGAUUAUGAAGCAGAGGAGGACGAUAGAAUUCUCGAUUCUGACGCAACUGGCCAGAUGCCAUCUCGCUCCCAGCAGUGGGAUCACAACAUUGCUGCCAAAGUUGCAGAGUUCACAGCCACGUUCGAGAAACAGGCACUUGCCUUCAAUAUAAUAUCUCGCAAACGAACUGCAGGGGAAUUUCGAUCCGAGGAAAGGUUGAUGGUUGAGCAGGCUCUUUUCCAGGAAGAGAAAAGAGCCAUGGUGGAGUUGAAAACAGAAAUAGAAUCUAGGGAGAAGGCUGGUCGGGCGGCUCGUGAGGCUAAGAUGCGAAUGGCAGCAAUGGUUCAGGCAGAGCAAGCUCGAGCCGAAUCCCAAGCUCAAGCUGAAAUAAUGGACCGAGGCCCUAUAAGGGCAAAUGCACUUGGAUCUGAGGGAGGCAACCUUCCAAUUAGUCAUGACAUUGGGGAGCAGUCACAGGGUGUGAACCCUGAUGAGAUGAUGAAUGGAUGGGGGAACAAUGCACAGAGGGACGAAAAGGAGCCAUCUGAAGAUUUCUUGAACGAUGAAGAGACUGACAAUGGAGAUAUGGGGAUGCAAAACGAAUGCAGAUAUGGGGAUGCAAAAUGA